GCAGCGUGCAAAUAGACGCACACACAUACACACACAUGCACAUAUUCCUGCAUCCUGUAUUUAUUUAUUUUUUUAAUGCACCGGGCGCUUUAUAAGCGGUCGUGGAUUAUGAUGCCAGUUUUUAUAUCAGAGGAAUAUUGGCCUCUUCUUCAUCUCCAUUUGUGAAGAGCAGCAAAUCGCGUGUUUUUAUUAUUAUUUUUUAAUUUAUUUAUUUUGAAACAGAUUUAUUUGUAAUGAAUUAAUUUGGUAUCUUCUGUUACUUCUGAGCACCGAGAGACCGCCGAGACGCAAAGCCUACAUUCAAUGCUGUUGGAACAUGUCCUAUGUUCCCUUUCAAGAUGCAAGGUGUGCCAUCCCCCCCUCCUAUCAUCAUCACCAUCAUCGCACCCACGCCCACUCCUUCCACGCUCCUUCCUACGACCGUCCCUCUCACGACCGUCCCUCCUUCGACCGUCCCUCCUACGAUCGUCCCGCCUACGACCGUCCCUCCUACGACCGUCCUUCCUACAACCGCUCCUUGCACGAGCGUCCCAUCUACGACCGUCCCCUGCCCGACCGUCCACCCCAAGACCGCUGGAACCCCCGCCUUCGCGUGAGCUCUGGAAAUCAGUUCUACAUGUUGGACCAGGAAGAGGUACACCCUUUGCUGAUGCGCGAGAGGCGCUCAGAGACUCACAGGAACAAGCUGCUGCGUCGGACAGUCAGCGUUCCUGUUGAGGGAAGGCACCAUCCGGAGAUGGAUCAUCGUGCUCGGCGGAAGAGUAUAGCCACUGGGAAGCAGCCCAGCAUGGAGGUCCCUCCCACUGCCCCCCUUCAACCCUUCCGACAAUCCAGUUUCCUUAGUAGAAGGUUGAAGGGCUCAAUCAAGAGGGCCAAGAGUCAGCCCAAACUGGAUCGAACUAGCAGUUUCCGUCACAUGAUCCUCCCUCGCUUCCGCAGUGCGGACCAAGACAGGACCCGUUUGAUGCAGAGCUUCAAAGAGUCCCACUCCCAUGAGUCCUUGCUGUCUCCCAGCAGCGCUGCCGAGGCGCUGGACCUCACCCUGGACGAGGACGCCAUUAUCAAACCUGUCCAUUCAAGCAUCCUGGGACAGGAGUACUGCUUUGAGGUGACUACAGCAUCGGGAACCAAGUGCUUUGCGUGUCGCUCAGCUGCAGAGAGAGACAAAUGGAUCGAGAACCUGCAGAGAGCUGUCAAGCCCAACAAGGACAACAGCCGGAGGGUGGAUAAUGUGCUCAAACUGUGGAUCAUAGAGGCCCGGGAACUUCCAGCUAAGAAACGCUACUACUGCGAGCUUUGUCUGGACGACAUGCUGUACGCCCGCACCACCAGCAAGCCCCGCACAGACACCGUUUUCUGGGGCGAGCACUUCGAAUUUAAUAACCUGCCAGCCGUCCGAAAUCUACGCCUUCAUCUAUACAAGGAGACAGACAAGAAGAGACGCAAGGAAAAGAGUACAUAUUUAGGACUUGUAAGCAUCCCCAUCUCAAGCAUCACUGGUCGUCAGUUUGUGGAGCAGUGGUACCCCGUCAUCCAGCCCAGCGUGCUUACAAAGGGAGCUGGUGUUGGAGGAGGGAAGAUCAUCAAUGCAUCGCUACGCCUCAAAUCCCGCUUCCAAACCAUGAACAUCCUGCCCAUGGAGCUAUACAAGGAGUUUGCAGAGUAUGUCACCAACAAUUACCGCACCUUGUGUGCUGUGUUGGAGCCCGUGCUAAGUGUCAAAAGCAAAGAGGAAGUGGCCUGUGCUUUGGUGCAUAUACUGCAGAGCACAGGGAAGGCUAAGGACUUCCUGUCAGACAUGGCGAUGUGUGAGGUAGACCGAUUCAUCGACCGAGAACACCUUAUAUUCAGAGAGAACACUCUGGCCACCAAAGCCAUAGAAGAGUACCUCAAACUGAUUGGACAUAAGUACCUCAAGGAUGCUAUAGGAGAGUUCAUAAGGGCCUUGUAUGAGUCAGAGGAAAAUUGUGAAGUGGACCCUAUGAGAAUACCCCCCUCUGUGCUGCCAGACCACCAAGCCAAUCUGCGAAUGUGCUGUGAAUUGGCACUCUGCAAAAUUGUUAAUUCUCAUUGCGUGUUCCCUCGGGAGCUGAAGGAAGUUUUUGCUUCGUGGAGAGUGCGCUGUGCUGAAAGGGGUCGGGAAGAUAUCGCAGACCGUCUCAUCAGUGGUUCUCUUUUCCUGCGCUUCCUUUGUCCUGCCAUCAUGUCCCCAUCGCUUUUCAACCUCACCCAGGAGUAUCCCGACGAGCAGACGUCACGCACGCUCACCCUCAUCGCUAAAGUAGUGCAAAACCUGGCGAACUUCUCCAAGUUUGGCAGUAAAGAGGAGUACAUGUGUUUCAUGAAUGAGUUUUUAGAGAUGGAGUGGGGUUCCAUGCAACAGUUCUUGUACGAGAUCUCCAACCUGGACAGUGUCAGCAAUGCAGGUGGCUUUGAGGGAUACAUCGACCUGGGCAGGGAGCUGUCUAUACUGCACAGUCUCCUGUGGGAGGUCAUGGCUCAGCUCAGCAAGGAUGCCGUCAUCAAACUGGGUCCUUUGCCCCGCCUCCUGAAUGACAUCAGCAUGGCCUUGCGUAACCCACACCUCCAGAGACAGCCGAGCCAUCAGACGGACAGAAUGCAGGACAGACAGUCGGACAGGCUGCUUUCACGGCCAAGCUUCAACCGCGGCAUCUCGUCAGAGUUUCAGAAUCUCAUGAUGAGGGAUCUUAACAGCUCUGUAGAUAUCACUCGUUUGCCUUCCCCCACCUCCACCGGAGGGGUCAUGCCAUCCCGCUCUCAGAUGAGUUUUCAGGACCGCGACCAUCCUCAUCGAGCCUCCAAAGAGAUGUUCUACGUAUCACGUCCUCCCCUGGCCCGCUCCAGUCCAGCAUACUGCACGAGCAGUUCGGACAUCACAGAACCAGACCCUAAGGAUUCCAGAAUGAACAGCGUGUCUAACCUGCAGUCGGUGGACAUGCUCAACUCCUCCCAGGCCUCCAUCGCCGGUAUGGGCAGCUUCGGAGGGCUGAGCAGCGGAGGCGGUGGCGGCCUGGGGUCGGGCCUGAGCAGCCAGCUGCGGGCCGGUGGGAGGUUGUCAGCUGGCUCUGGCGGCUCCAGCAUGUCCGGCGGCCUCCGGCUGAGCCAGCUGAGCCAGAUGGGCACCACCACCGACUCGCUAUCCCAGCAGCAGCAACAGCAGGCCGCCGCCAUGCGCUACCCGCUUUCCUUCCAGAAUCCCCUCUUUCAUCUGGCGACGGCUGAUGGGCCUCAACAGCAACAGCUCCAUCACCAGCACAGCCGGGCUCAACCCCCAGCACCCCUCCUCCUGGCCCCAGAGCCUGAGCCUUCUCAUCAGACCUACAUCCCACAGUUUGCCCAUGGGGGAUUCUCUCGCAGUGAAGAUCUGUCCACGCUCAGGACCAGGGACGGUCACCUGGGCCAACCCAACAUCAUCCACUCACACAGCUACAGUGACGACUACAGCAGGGCGGACUAUGGACGCAGGCAGAUGUCCAUGCAUAUGCAGGAUCUCCAGCAGCAACAGCAAAUGAUGGGCAUGACAUCCCAGACAGGAACAUCUCACUCUUCCUUGGCCACCACGCCUCCUUCCACAGUCCAACCCAUGCGCCAGAGUUCUGUUGCUCCACCUCCCACCCAGCGCGUCAAGUCCCAGACCUCCCAUCAGCUGUCCGUCAGCGCGGCCGCUGCGCCCACCGCUUCCGGUAAAACCAGGCCGCAGAGCGGGAACCUCCUUCAGUCACCGGAGUCCGGAUACAGCGGCAGGCAGCAAGGGCCCCGGCAGCUGUCGGUCAAAGACAACACCGCCCCAGGUCUUCCCCACCAGCAGAGUUCUGUCAGGGAAAGUGGGAGUCCACAAGGAACCAGUCAGAGCACUCAGCAGUCACCACAGCAGCAGUCUCAACAGCACCUUCUUAAACCCACCAUGAGCAAACAGGGUUCCCAGUCUCCAUCUACUCUCAACCCACCAACCCCAGCAAAUGAGCGAACGGUGGCGUGGGUCUCCAACAUGCCUCAUCUGUCGGCUGACAUUGAAAGCUCGAGGAUUGACCGCGAAGAUUUCAAACUGAAGGAGUACUCAAAGAGCAUGGAUGAGUCACGCAUGGACAGGGUACGGGAGUACGAGGAGGAGAUCAACUCCCUGAAGGACCGCCUGGUGAUGUCCCACAAAAAGUUGGAGGAGUACGAGCGAAGGCUCCUAAUGCAGGAGCAGCAGACCAAUAAGAUCCUCCUUCAGUACCAGAAUCGACUCGAGGACAGUGAGAGGAGGCUACGGCAACAGCAAGUGGAAAAAGACUCCCAAAUUAAAGGAAUAAUUAGCAGGAAAGAAGACUUGGAAUGAAGACAGAGAGUCCUGCUCAUCUUUUUAAGGGAAAGCAUCUUUAAACACCCUUACCUUGUAUAUAAAACAUCAUUAAAACAUCCUCCCUCAUCCUGUGCUGUUGCACCCACCAGCAGCCAUUUUUUAAACAGAGUUCUGCUGUUUAACUGGAUUCUAGGAUCAUGUACGAGAUCCUCUUAGUUUUUAAUCAAAUCUCCCACCAGAUUGCAAAGUAAAGCACAACAGGAUUAAGAAUUUGCUAACUUUUAAAGAGGAAAAAAACAUGCCUGCACUUUUUAAAGAAUUGCUUUGGACUUUCAUGCACAGGACUAUGGAAGACCACGGUUUGAUAUUAGCUCUUCCAAUUUAAAAUCAAGGCGAAUCCUCUUCACUGAAGGACUGCUGAUGUUUCUUUCUGCAGAAGGAACGUGGGGACUCAUACCUCUCCUUAUGCCCCUUUAUAUGCAUAUGAACGCUGUAAUAUGAGGAGAGAAGAAUAUCACAUAUGAUGAAUGAUGAAGAUUGAAGCAGAAAGGCAUAGAAACACUAUGCCAUAAGAUACACAAACUCUGUCAGAGAACUUAAAGCUUCACCCUCGGUUAUCAUUCCCCGUCUUGGGUAAAAACUUAAAGUGAAAAGACAAAUAUGCACGCAUAAAGCACACCGUGCAGGAAACUCAUAUUGUCAAGGCUUACACUUGUGACCUACCUUGAUCAUCUGACUACACACGGAUGAAUUAAGUAGCAGCUCUGGAUGCUUCCAAGUCAGUUUUGCAUACAGCUGACUGAGCCAGACCAUGCAUUGCAAAACUUGUGCAUCAUCUGGUCAUGUUAUGAAUUUCAAUGCACAAAAUGAGCAAUGCAAAGAGUGCAGAGAGAAGGGAUGCCAAGAAGCACCUCAGGCCAUCCUGUUGGAUUGCCUGAACUCCAGGAUCUUAGUGAAAUAACAAGUGCAACCAUAGCCUUAUAUUUAAGUUUUAUCCUCAACUGACUUUUCUGUUUAACUCUCACACUCACAUAUAUUAUGUUAGUGAAAAUGCGAGCUCAGGUUCUGCAGCAGGAGUUGCACAAUGACAACUGCAGAUCACGUCUCCUGUGUAGGCUUUAAAAAAAAAACAUCAUUUUUCUGCAGAACUAACACACUUGCUGUUGUGUCGAGAUUUCCUUUCAGAGAAGCCUUAAUGUUCUGUGCGGAAACUUUACUUUAAGCUCAGAGCAACUCCAAUAUCUGUCAUUAGCAGGUACAUCUUUCUGUUCUCAACAAUCUGAUUUAAACCAAAGCCACAUAUUGAGUUUUAGGUCAUGCUACUUUAAGUCCACUGAAUCCACUUUACCUGUAGCACAUGUAUCUAUAUAUUUUUUUGUCUUUAGGCUAGAUCCCAUUAGUUGGCUACAGGCUCUCCAUUUUCUUUAGUCCCAAUAUAUGAAUUAUAAAUAUGAAUGAAACUAUUUAUCUUCCCCAAGCUGUUUGCUGUGAACUGAAAAGAGAUUUAUGUUAAAGAACUGCAGCAACUAUAGUCUUUGUUGCACCUGUCAUAGUAAUAAUCUAUUUUUAACUAUUAUCCAUAGCACAAUAAAUUCACUGAUGCAAGAGCCAUAACAAUAAUAUUAUAUGAGAUGUAUAUGAAUUCUAUUGAGAGUGAGAUUGUAACUAUUUUAACCUUGCAAUAGCUAAGUUUUUAGCAAGAGAAUCGCAAUAACAGAUAAAAUAUGUCUACAUGCAGGAUCCUGAUGUAUUAUAUGCAUCAUGUGUACAUAAAGAAAAGAAAGUGACUUCCUGCCAAACUCUACCAGCUGCCAUCUGCAGUAUCGAAAGAAACAAACUAAAAAAGACCUGGAAUACUGUAAAGUGCAGCAAACAACACAGGCAAGAUGACAAUGAUGACGCGACUCUUUGACAAAAUCUGCAAAGUAUGUAUUUAAGUUCUUUACCUUGUUUUUUGGCUUUUCCUUAUCUGUAUGGUGUUUGUGAAUUUUAUCGUUUUAAAUGAAAGCCUGCAUUGGAUAUUAUUUAUUAAUUAAAGCAAAGUUGAUUUUCUUUUUCUUGUAUGAUUUUGCUGUAUAUGCUUGGUAUGACUUUUGACAUGCAGUCCGUCAUUGGUGGUGUCCAGUGACGUGGUGAUCAGAAUAGGUGUUUUACGAAAGUUAGAGAGUACUGUCAUUUGACAUAUGCAGUUACAGUAUGAUUUCAUUAUUAUUAUAAUUAUUAUUAUCAUCAUCAUUUAAAGGGAAACCAUAUUUUUUUCUUUCUCUCUCUUCAGAGAUAUGGAGAACAUUCUGGUGUCAGUAUAUCUGCCUCUCUUUUGUAGCAAGAAUAUAUUGACGGGGUGUAUAGAUUGUACUACGGCAAGUCUUCUGUUCAAACCAUGCAAAUGAAUUCAUAGUGGUGAUGAGUUUUGGCUUGAUGUGUGUGCGAUUGACAUGGCUUAUAGCAAUGGCCAAGGUUCCAUUUUCAUUACUGCGCAGACCUGUGUCAAGUAGCUUCAAAUAGUUCUUGCUUCAACCAGAUGAGGUGAUGCGCCAGCACCAAUCUGACGAUGAGAGGUGAGUUUCUACUCAAAAAAUUACAUGUUAAGAUGAAUAUGUUGGCUGAUAAAACAAAAAAGCAAAAAAAAAAAAAAAAAAAAAACAACAAACAAAAGGAAAAGAAAGUAUUUGCAGCUGCUUUUUGAUCCAGGUCUGUAUUUUUGUUAACUUUACAUUAACUUUACAUCCUUUUGUCUCUUGCCUUUUUUCCUCUGUAGCAAAAUAUUCAGACAUUGUGACCUCAUGUUGGUAGAUAUAUUGUUUUGAUUCAAUGUACGACUUGACCUCAAAAGCACACUACUUGAAGUACAACUGGAUCUUCUUUUUCUUUUUCUUUUCCCCCUCCUUUUUGUAACAUAUCACCCACACAAAUCAUUGUCUGCCUUUUGAAGUCAUGUCGAAUCUUAAUGCUGUAUACCCACAUGUUACAUUCAUUGUUUUCUGGGACAGUGCAAAUAUUUCUGUCUGUGCUUAUGAUUGACUCUUUUCCUUUCCUAUUCUCUUCUUUUGUAAAAUAACUCUCAACACUGUACAUUAUUUAUGGAAUAAAACAUCCAAACACUUAUGUUUGAAACUUUA
Molecule: messenger RNA, 7425 nt
Organism: Melanotaenia boesemani (Boeseman's rainbowfish)
Lineage: Eukaryota; Metazoa; Chordata; Actinopteri; Atheriniformes; Melanotaeniidae
Gene: syngap1b
Product: synaptic Ras GTPase activating protein 1b
Exons: 20
Coding region: 317-4342 (1341 amino acids)
Biological process (GO): negative regulation of Ras protein signal transduction; regulation of GTPase activity
Source: RefSeq, a predicted model, not a curated record